Molecule: messenger RNA, 469 nt
Organism: Triticum dicoccoides
Lineage: Eukaryota; Viridiplantae; Streptophyta; Magnoliopsida; Poales; Poaceae
Exons: 2
Coding region: 35-442 (135 amino acids)
Source: RefSeq, a predicted model, not a curated record
CAAUAGUAGCACAUGAUGCAGAAUCUGGCGUUGAAUGAAUGCUUCUCGUCAUGGUCGCUGCCGUGUGGAGGCUGCUCCCGCUCCCCUGCUCCUUGCGUCGUCGUGGCCGCCGCUGCUGCCGGUGGAGCACGGGAUGCUGCUGGCCAUCGGCCCACCCCCGGUAAAUCUUGACGACGACAUGCAUGGGAGUCUUGGGAGUAGCAUCCUCCUCGCCGCACGGGCCUCCUACUCGCUGCACGGGCUUCCUCCUUGCCAGAGUGACGCCCCUCGCCGGAGUAGCGCCAGCCAAGCCCAUCGGCCACCAGGUGCGUCCUUGGAUCAGUUUCCUACAGGCAGCAUGUUGUUCCUACUCCUCUACUUACUACAGCAGCACAAUGUUCUUCUGUAUUGCAAUAGAGCAGGAGUAUUUGCUAGAGUAUCUAGGACGUACAACUAUGGUUAAUUGCUUUAUGUACACAUGCAUGGAUCU